Molecule: messenger RNA, 1059 nt
Organism: Gossypium raimondii (Peruvian cotton)
Lineage: Eukaryota; Viridiplantae; Streptophyta; Magnoliopsida; Malvales; Malvaceae
Product: alpha carbonic anhydrase 7
Exons: 7
Coding region: 1-840 (279 amino acids)
Molecular function (GO): carbonate dehydratase activity; zinc ion binding
Source: RefSeq, a predicted model, not a curated record
AUGAAGAACCAAACCAGACCAGCUUUUAUUCAUGUUUUACUUAUCUUUUCGGCCCUGUUUCACUCCUAUUCCACCUCAGUUUCAGCUCAAGAAGUUGAGGAUGAACAAGAAUUUAGUUACUCGGAGGAAAGUGGGAAAGGACCCAAUCAAUGGGGAAAUAUCAAGAAAGAAUGGUCUGAUUGCAAAACUGGAAAAAAUCAAUCACCAAUUGAUAUUCCGAGUCGUAAGACGAAGGUAAUAAAGAAUCCUGGAAGGCUAGAUAUGUUAUAUAAGCCCACAGAAUUUAUUGUUAAGAACCGAGGCCACGAUAUUUCGUUGAAAAUUCAUUGGCUGAAGAGUGCGGGUUCAAUCAAAAUCAAUGGCACAGAAUACUUUCUUCAACAGGCACAUUGGCACUCUCCUUCUGAACAUGCCAUUGAUGGCAGAAGAUACGCUUUGGAGGUACAUUUGGUGCACCAAGCCAAGGACCCUAAAGUGAAGCACAAUCUAGCUGUUGUUGGGCUACUUUACAAGUAUGGAAAACCCGAUGCUUUCCUCUCCAAGCUCUUAGGCAAGAUUAGUGCCACGAAUGAUGAAAUCCAUGAAAAGCCAUUGGGGUUUGUUGAUCCAACCCAUAUUGAUACAAGGAUGGGUGGCAAGGCGUAUUACAGAUACAUUGGUUCUUUGACUGUCCCUCCUUGCACUGAAGGUGUCAUUUGGUCAGUCCAGAAGCAGGUAAAACAAGUUUCAGAGGAGCAAGUUCAUGCAAUCCGUGUACUUGUGCAUGAUAAAGCAGAAGAAAAUGCAAGACCAGUGCAGCCACUAAAUCAAAGAGAAGUAGAACUUUACAGUCCCAUAUGAAAUCUAGAACCUUAUACUGAAUUUUUCCCUUAAAUUCUUUUAUUUUUUUAAUCAUUUAUGUUAUAUAAAUGUCCAUACAUUUGUAUGUCCUAUAUUAUUUAUAGUUUUUUUUUUAUAUUUUAGAAAAUGAUACAGUUAAGUGUGCUUUAACCCACAGUUUCGCUAUUGCAAUACCGACUGAAUUAAAAUUCAAUCAAUCUAUUUAUAUUACUUUUAAAA